GAGCGCAGAGCCAGCGAGCCAGCGAGCGAGCGAGCGGGAGCCGGAGCCUCGCGCCCCCCGCUCCACUCCGAUUCUCUCCGCGCCAGAGCCAGCGCGCCAGGUAGGGUGAGCCGGUGGUGGUGGUGCCGCUGCCGCUGCCGACCUUUUUGGCCCUUACCUCACGUCCCAGGGUCCUGCGGGCCCUCAAGUUGUGGGGCGCCCGCGCUGCUGUGUCCAGACAGCGUUCCCUGAGAGCUCCGGGAAGCGGGAAGACAGCCCCGGGCGUCCCGCCUUUCUUCUCCAGAAAACGCACGCCCCACAUCGCACUCCCCCGUUCCUCCUGCUCCAGCGUCCUCUGGUCCUUCUUUCUGUCUGUGCCUCCGUCUUUGUCUCAACCUCUCAGGCUUGCUCGCUCCCUGCCCAGAUUUUGUGGCCCAGGCUCCUGGCUGUCUGACUCCGGGUUUCUGUCCCCUUCCUGCCUCUGAGCUUCCGUCUGGGCCUCCCCUCUGGGAGACUUGCGACUUGACCAGUUUUGGCUUCAGCCCCCAUCUGGGUCCCUGUCUCCAUCUGUGCUGGUCUUCCUCCCUGCUUCUCCCUCGCUUGCCUGGGUAAGCUGCUGCUUUCCUGAUCCCCAGAGGAGCCCAGUGCCCCUGCCCUGGGGAGCUGAGGGGGCAAAAUGAAGAGGCUCAGCCUCCGUGGCCAGCACAUGGGGUCCUUGAGUUAGUUGCUGCCCUUCUUCAAACUCAGUUUCCUUUCCUGUUCUGAGGAAAGAGGUAUGUCCCUCUCCCAGCCUUUCCAAGCCUGUGUGAUUGUGAGAGCCUUUGUGGGGUGUGUGUUUGGGAAGGCAACUGGGGUACAAAUGAUUGGACGCAGUGGGGAAGAGACAGGGAGGGGGUCUCUGAGGGCCAUGGCUAGGGUGGGCAGGGCCCUGAAGCUGAGGAUGGGGAGAUUGGAAAUGGUGACUUUCUCUGCUGGGUCGGGAGUGAAGAGAAAACAGAGGCACAAAAUCUCAAGCAGUGUUCUACACAGAGCUAGAGAGUCCCGCACUCUCACCCUCAGCACUGUUUGGAGACUCUAGCCCCCAACCCUGACACACACAUACGUGAACAUCUGCUUGCCCUGUUGACUUAGGACCUUGAGCCACUUGGGUACCCUCCCUGAGGCCAGCCAUUCCACCUUGCUGUCUCAUUCCCAGGGCUUAGUGUCUCUAUUCCUUCCUCAGUCAGCAAACUGUGGGGAUGGCUUUUUAAGAACCAAAGGUUAGAACCCUUGGGUGUUCACAUGGGCUCCAGUCUCCCCACGGGUUGGAGACUGUCCCUUAGAGAUGCUUCCCUUCCUCUUCCCUGGUGGGUCCUGAGACAGCAGUUCCUUCUCUCUGGAAAUCCAAGGCUCAGGAUGGGGACCUCUGAGUUUGUGACUGUGACAUAGUCUGUUCCAAAGGUAUUGACCUCGGGGUCCUGGGAGGUUUGUGCUGUUCUUGGACACCCUUUGAAUUACAGAGGGGUCAGCAUUGGCUGGGGUCUCCUGUCCUCUGCCUGGGACUUCACUGCUUGCAUCUCUCCCCACUGCUGAGUUUGGUAGGGGAAUAUGGCCCAUCUCUCACCAAGCUGAGGCCAGGGCUGAGAGACAGGUCCAGGGGAGUCCCAGGAGCUUCUCAACCUACUUAAUGACACCAUCCUGUCCCUCCCUGGCUUUUGAGUACCUAGGAAAGGGGCUCGUGGGGAGGCAGAGUCAGAAGGGGCAGCUGCUCUCAGGUUCCACUUUUCCUGGUCUGUUUUUCUGUCUUUCUAUCUCUCUGCAGGAGCUGGGUCCCUUCGCAUCUCUCUUCUUGUCUGUCCUUUCCUGGUCCCUGUUUCCUCCUCUCUUUGCCUUCGCUGCUUCUAAUCUCAUCCCCUGGAGACCCAGGUCUGCGGGACCCAUCCAUCCCCUUUGGGGCCAUGGGAUCGCUGCUUGCGCUCCUGGCACUGCUGCUGCUGUGGGGUGCUGUGGCUGAGGGCCCAGCCAAGAAGGUGCUGACCCUGGAGGGAGACUUGGUGCUGGGUGGGCUGUUCCCAGUGCACCAGAAGGGCGGCCCAGCAGAGGACUGUGGUCCUGUCAAUGAGCACCGUGGCAUCCAGCGCCUGGAGGCCAUGCUUUUUGCACUGGACCGCAUCAACCGUGACCCGCACCUGCUGCCUGGCGUGCGCCUGGGUGCACACAUCCUCGACAGUUGCUCCAAGGACACACAUGCGCUGGAGCAGGCACUGGACUUUGUGCGUGCCUCACUCAGCCGUGGUGCUGAUGGCUCACGCCACAUCUGCCCCGACGGCUCUUAUGCGACCCAUGGUGAUGCUCCCACUGCCAUCACUGGUGUUAUUGGCGGUUCCUACAGUGAUGUCUCCAUCCAGGUGGCCAACCUCUUGAGGCUAUUUCAGAUCCCACAGAUUAGCUACGCCUCUACCAGUGCCAAGCUGAGUGACAAGUCCCGCUAUGACUACUUUGCCCGCACAGUGCCUCCUGACUUCUUCCAAGCCAAGGCCAUGGCUGAGAUUCUCCGCUUCUUCAACUGGACCUAUGUGUCCACUGUGGCGUCUGAGGGCGACUAUGGCGAGACAGGCAUUGAGGCCUUUGAGCUAGAGGCUCGUGCCCGCAACAUCUGUGUGGCCACCUCGGAGAAAGUGGGCCGUGCCAUGAGCCGCGCGGCCUUUGAGGGUGUGGUGCGAGCCCUGCUGCAGAAGCCCAGUGCCCGCGUGGCUGUCCUGUUCACCCGUUCUGAGGAUGCCCGGGAGCUGCUUGCUGCCAGCCAGCGCCUCAAUGCCAGCUUCACCUGGGUGGCCAGUGAUGGUUGGGGGGCCCUGGAGAGUGUGGUGGCAGGCAGUGAGGGGGCUGCUGAGGGUGCUAUCACCAUCGAGCUGGCCUCCUACCCCAUCAGUGACUUUGCCUCCUACUUCCAGAGCCUGGACCCUUGGAACAACAGCCGGAACCCCUGGUUCCGUGAAUUCUGGGAGCAGAGGUUCCGCUGCAGCUUCCGGCAGCGAGACUGCGCAGCCCACUCUCUCCGGGCUGUGCCCUUUGAGCAGGAGUCCAAGAUCAUGUUUGUGGUCAAUGCAGUGUACGCCAUGGCCCAUGCGCUCCACAACAUGCACCGUGCCCUCUGCCCCAACACCACCCGGCUCUGUGACGCGAUGCGGCCAGUUAACGGGCGCCGCCUCUACAAGGACUUUGUGCUCAACGUCAAGUUUGAUGGUGACCUGAAAGUCUCCUGAAAUCAAAAGUUAUUUUAAUAAGAGUGCCAGCUUUAAGAGAAAUGACUGCUGCAGAUCAUCACUAUGCUUCAGGAAGAAUCACCGUGGGAACAGUGGGAGACAAAGCUUGGAAGCCCUGGCCCAGGGUUAAGAUGAAGAGUACUUCCAAUAGAACUGACAUUCAGAGUUAGCUACAAUCAGUGUAGGGGUUAGGGUUGGAAUCUGGGGUCCGAUUUGGUUGAUGUUAGAGCAAGGCUAAAUUCAGCAUGUUUGGCUUGGGUGGAAUUUAUGGUAGGGCUAGAGUUGGAUUUUGAGAACUUUUAGGCUGAGUAGAAAGAGUAGGUGCUUGAGGGGACCUGGGUUUGAAUCUAGGCUGCACUAUUCACUCAUGGGGCCUUAAGCAUGUCUUCUGCUUUCUUGAACCCUGAUUUCUCACUGGGGCCAGGGAUGGCUGUAAAUCCUGGCUAGAGCCUGGCUGGGAGAUGUGAGGUUUACAGGGGAUGAAGUGGGGGUGGAGAGAGGAAGUGAUUUUCCAGCCACUGACCACAUUCUGGUGAAUGGCAGUGGUUGCAGGUGACCAGUGAGGUUGGGAUUCAGUUUGCACCAGGAUGACUGUUAGGACUAGGGGUGCUGGAGCUGGGGUUGUUGUUAGGAUUAGUGGGGACAGGAUUGGAGCUGAGACUGGGUUUAGCCUUAGCAUUGAGUUUGGGGAGAGGGCUGUAGUGUAUGUUUCGAUGAAGUUGGGAUUUGGAGCCUGGGUUGGAAAGUGUUGGAUAGUACUAAAGUUGAAUUUGGGGAGUCAUGGUUGGGGAUUGAUGUGGGCAUUAGGUUUUUGGAGAUGUCUGGGCUUUAAGGCUGGGAUUACAUUUGGCAUUUAGGGUUGGGGUUUGAUGUUGGAGUUUAGGAGUAAGACUUUGUUGUCAUCUCUCAUUUAGAAAAAUGAUUGGGGUCAAGGCAGGAUUUAGUAUUGGGUUAAGGAUUGGAAGGGCUAAUGGUGGUCUUAGCUCUGGCAUUUGGGUUCCAUGUUAGGGUGAAUGUUGAGGUCACAUCAGGGUAACACACUAGUCCAACCUUCUCUUCCUUCCCUCCCCCAUCCUAGCCCCCUUUCGCCCAGCUGACACCCACAAUGAGGUCCGCUUUGACCGCUUUGGUGAUGGUAUUGGCCGCUACAACAUCUUCACCUAUCUGCGUGCAGGCAGUGGGCGCUAUCGCUACCAGAAGGUGGGCUACUGGGCAGAAGGCUUGACUCUGGACACCAGCCUCAUCCCAUGGGCCUCACCCUCAGCCGGCCCCCUGCCCGCCUCUC
Messenger RNA from Homo sapiens (human), 4509 nucleotides. RefSeq names its product glutamate metabotropic receptor 2 (gene GRM2). The record is from RefSeq and is a predicted model, not a curated record. Gene Ontology annotation, cellular component: neuron projection; membrane; astrocyte projection. Gene Ontology annotation, biological process: adenylate cyclase-inhibiting G protein-coupled glutamate receptor signaling pathway; G protein-coupled glutamate receptor signaling pathway; glutamate receptor signaling pathway. The transcript is spliced from 3 exons. Bases 1917 to 3224 code for a protein of 435 amino acids. Gene Ontology annotation, molecular function: G protein-coupled receptor activity; glutamate receptor activity; calcium channel regulator activity. NCBI's taxonomy places the organism in Eukaryota, Metazoa, Chordata, Mammalia, Primates, Hominidae.